Messenger RNA from Eurytemora carolleeae, 3846 nucleotides. RefSeq lists its product as uncharacterized. The transcript has 7 exons. The record is from RefSeq and is a predicted model, not a curated record. The coding region runs from base 1 to 3846 and encodes 1281 amino acids. NCBI's taxonomy places the organism in Eukaryota, Metazoa, Arthropoda, Copepoda, Calanoida, Temoridae.
AUGUCUCUGAAAAAAGAAAAACAAACAUUUCUUCGUUCAAUGCUAAGUUCGGAUGAUUUGAAUGAUGUAAAAUAUUAUGAAGAAAAUGAAGAGAAUGAAGAGAAUGAAGAGAACGAAGAGGAUAAAGAAGAUAUUGUUGAAAACCCUGAGAACUUCAAGAACAAUGAAAACGCUCAAGAUCAAAAAGGUAUUAAAUCGAGGCCUAGAGAGGAUGAAACUUCCUUUCAGCAUGGUAGGCUCAGCAAAUCUGUUCCAAACUUGCAUUUUGUUUCUUCGAAUCUUCAUUUGUAUCAUGAACAGUCUGACCGUUACAAAAAACGUUUCAGACCCCUUCGCUUGUUCAAGCCUUUUAAGGAAAACCGUUUAAAACUGGCAUAUUAUCCUUUGCCAUGGAAAUCUAAAGCUAUGGAUUUACGACAUAACAGGCUAUUUGCUGAUUUUGCAUGGAAUAAUCAUGAAAGUGAUGAAGAAGUAGGUGAUAAGCGUAUUAAACUUGAUGAUGAAGCUCUGAAAAAUCCUCAAAUUGCUGAAGAAGUAAGGGAUAACCACAUUAAACUUGAUGAUGAAGCUCUAAAAAAUCCUGAAAUUGCUGAAGAAGUAAGUGAUAAACAUAUUAAUCUUGAUGAUGAAGCUCUGAAAAAUCCUGAAGUUUCUGAUGAAGUAAGUGAUAAACAUGUUAAUCUUGAUGAUGAAGCUCUGAAAAAUCCUGAAGUUUCUGAUGAAGUAAGUGAUAAACAUAUUAAACUUGAUGAAAACUGUUCUAGGAAAUUUGAAUUUGCAUCCACCUAUGAAUUAGGUUUGUAUUUUGCUGGACAGGGUUCCGGAGAAAAGAAUGCAGAUUCUGAGAUCUCCCGAUCUUAUCUUCCUUCCUCCAAACAUACAGAGCAUACCAGAAUAAGGAGUAAGAUUAUGAAAUCCCAAAAAGAAGACAAUGAUUGUUCCAGUGAUGAUACAGAAGACAACUAUACUAAUGAGGUAGCUCAACUAUUAGAAGAUGAAGAAAUCUUUUCUAAAAAUCAAGAAAGUCUUAAAGUUUCUGAAACAUACUCAGCACAAUGUAUAUAUAUUGUUAAUUCGGAUCCAGACGAAACAGAUAAUGAAACCACUCUUCCUGAACCUCCAAUAGAGGACGCACAGGGGAAUCUUAAGAAAGAAGCAUAUAAAAAUGUAUACAAGGACGCAUAUAAGAAUAUAGACAAGGACGUACAGGAAAAUCUUUACAAAGACGCACAAAAAAAUCCAAACAAGGACGCACAUAAGAAUCCAAACAAGGACGCACAUAAGAAUCUAAAUUUAUUAAUGGAUCCUAAAACUAUUUCUCCGGGACUAUCAGGAUUUAAAGCCCAACAUAAACCUCAUGAUCUCGGGUUCGUGUGCGUAAAUAAUACGCAUGACUCUACGCUGCACUGGAAUACGAAAGUGCAUAAACGUGGUCCUAUAAAUCCUAAUUCGGAAUACAUCUUAAAUGCUAAUUUUCGGCCGGAACACAGUUAUAUCCUUAAUCCGCCAGUUCGUCCUGAGCUCAGAAAACUUUCAAGUGCUGAGAGACAUUCUAAGCUCAAAGAGUCGCAAUCCUCUCUGAACCCUGGAUUGAGAGAUAGUCCAAACAUAGAGAACCCAAGAGAUCUUAUUAAACUCCAGGAGUGUCUAAAAGCUCUAGUUUAUCCUCGACCCGGAGAUUGCAUAAGUCCGACUACUCUUACAACAUCUAAAGCAAACUGCAAUGCUAAAAUGUAUUCUGAAUCCUCUGAAGAUUUCUGUUCAGGAGUUCCUCUUGACAAUAAAAAUUCUGUCUACUGCUCUGAGUGUAGAUCUAGUUCUGCUCCCAACCUAACUCCGGGUAUACAAUUCAAUACAGAUCCGACUAGAUAUUAUCCUAUACAACCCAACCAUGGGAAACAUAGGUGUUCGACUCAGGGGGUCUCGGAUGAUAAGGGGGGUCAGGAGACCCCAGAUAUUCAUAGAUAUCCUUUCAAUACUGAUCUUAUCCGUCCUUACACUACCAAGGCUACGUAUGAAAAAAGUCUGAAUAAAAUUAGACGGAUUGAAUAUGAACAUGAUUAUGGCACCAGGGGUAGAAUGCAUCAACUGCAUUCUGUCAACUUAUCAGAUUUAAACCAGAAGAAAAAUAUUAAAUCCCAGGGUUCUAUCCACAAGUAUUCUCAGUUUAAAAACGAAGAACAAGUCCAAAGGUGUAGAGAUGUAAAGAAAAAUAAACAUUUUCCGUUCCACCCUGUACACUUUGCAGUGGAUUUACCAAGGCAUUCUUUUCUUCAAGACCACCCUUCAUACUUAGGAACCAACUCUACGCUGGUAAUUCAUAAUGCAGACAAGUAUACGCAGAAUCUAGAGUGUUAUCAGCAAAUAGAUCAGAAUCUAGAGUGUAAUCAGAAAAUAGAUCAGAAUCUAGAGUGUAAUCAGCAAAUAGAUCAGAAUCUAGAGUGUAAUCAGCAAAGAGAUCAGAAUCUAGAGUGUAUUCAGCAAAUAGAUCAGAAUCUAGAGUGUAAUCAGCAAAUAGAUCAUAAUCUAGAGUGUAAUCAGCAAAUAGAUCAGAAUCUAGAGUGUAAUCAGCAAAUAGAUCAGAAUCUAGAGUGUAAUCAGCAAAUAGAUCAGAAUCUAGAGUGUAAUCAGAAAAUAGGUCAGAAUCUAGAGUGUAAUCAGCAAAUACAUCAUAUUCUAGAGUGUCAUCAGAAAAUACAUCAGAUUCUAGAGUGCAAUCAGCAAGUAGAUCAGAUUCUUCAGGAAAAGAAACAGUUUUGUCAAACAAAAAACGAAACGGAGUUUAGUAAACGAAACACGUUAAAAAAUUCUACGCAGUGCCUAGAAAGAAAACAAUUUACAGUUGCAUUUUCUACUCAGCCCCAAACUCAGAAAAGAGAGAGGAAACACAAUAUCUUCCAACGAUGGCGGAGCUUUGACAAUUUGGCGGAGUACAGGAUUGGUGGUUUGGCGGAGUUUGGUAUACUGGGUAACUCCUUGGCAGAUAUUGAAAAGAUGUCCAGGGGAAACGGAAAUUAUUUCUUCAGGGAACAAUCACUAAACAUCAACAAGAAUAUUUGUCUAAAAGAAAACAAAAUAAACUCCAGAGACAAAGAAGGUGUAGACUCUGCUCAUGAUGAUAAAGUCCUUGCUGAACUUGAUCACGCUGCAGUAUGUAAUCAAAUUUCAAUUGAUCAUAAAACAGUGGAUCAAAGUGCAGUUGAUCUCAGUACAGAUGAUCAGAAUGCAGUGUGUCACAAUAGAGUUGAUCACAAUACUAUUGAUCAAGCUGAAAUGGAUCAAAAUACAUUUUACCAACGUGCAGGUGGUCAAACUGGAGCUGAACAAGUUUUAAUCAGAGGUCAAACUGGAGCUGAUCAAGCUGUGAUGAGAGGUCAGACUAGAGCUUAUCAAGCUGUGAUUAAAGGUCAAACUGGAGAUGAUCGAGCUGUGAUUAAAGGUCAAACUGGAGCUAAUCAAGCUGUGAUUAGAGGUCAAAGUGGAGCAGAUCAAGCUGUGAUUCGAAGUCAAACUGGAGUUGGUCAGGCUUUGAUUAGAGGUCAAACUGCAGCUGAUCAAGCUGUGAUUCGAAGUCGAACUGGAGCUGGUCAAGCUGUGAUUAGAAAUCAAACUGGAGCUGAUCAAGCUGUGAUUAGAGGUCAAACUGGAGCUGGUCAAGCUGUGAUCAGAGGUCAAACUGGAGCUGAUCAAGCUGUGAUCAGAGGUCAAACUGGAGCUAAUCAAGCUGUGAUUAGAGGUCAAACAGGAAAUGAAGAAUUGUGUGAAAGCUCUGAGACAGAAAUUGAUGAAGACACUUUUAUAAAACUUGAUAAAAUCUUAAAUAUGAUUCUGAUGAAGAACUUAUAA